UCCAAUUGACUGAAGGAGGAAAUAUUUCACCAGAAUCAAUCAAUUUUCUACAAAUAAAUCUCAGCUCAGCACCAGAUGAGGUCUUUGUUGAUCAUGAAGGGCAGAGCAUGGAAAUACACUUAUUUUCUUAAGUGUGGCUUCAUCAUCCUUUUCUUAGCUUCGUGUGCCUUUAUCUUCCUUCAUCAUCAUAGGAAGUUUAAUUAUAAAAUGAGGACCACCAUCUCACCAGCAGUUUCCCCUGAACCUCAAAAGCAUCAUGACUUCUGCAGCAUCCAUCCACGGUCACCGCAGGAGGCUCUAGAAGUAGACUACCUGAAAGACUUAAUUGCGUGGCCUGAAACUCCCCCCGUACCAUCCCCUUUUUCCCUCAAUGAGACCAGUGAUCCGGCUCACAGUACCUUCACCAUUCUCCCUCCGAGAAAAGGGCAACAGUGGCGUGUAGGGGAUGAGCUGGAGGUGUUCAUAAAAAUUCAUGACUUCCAUGGUCGUCCCAAGAAGACAGGAGGAGAUGUCUUAGUGGCCCGGCUUCACAACCCUACUCUUCAGGCAGGUGUGGCCGGACGAGUGGUGGACCAUCACAACGGCAGCUACGUGGCUGUGUUCUCCUUACUGUGGGAAGGAAGUGCACAUGUUGAGGUCACCCUGGUCCACCCCAGCGAGGCAGUCACAGUUCUCCACAAACUGACCCACGAGCAGCCUAACAGGGUUUAUUUCAAAAGCCUCUUCCAAUCAGGUUCAAUCACUGAAACUACCACCUGUAAUGUGUGCCUUAAUGGACCUCAGGAGAAGCUGUGCAACUACACUGACCUCAUUACUGGUGAUCUGUGGUUCUGCUACAAGCCAAAGAAAUUAACGUGUGAUGUCAGGUUCAAUCAUGCCACAGGGGGAUUCAGUCAAAACCUCAAGCCUAAGGAAGAUAAGCUCUUUCAAAGCAGGGUCAAUAUGAAAGUAUUAAUUCCUGCUUCUGGACCUGCAAACACCCCUGUGCUGCCAAAACUAAAAGAUCAACCAGAGAGGAAAAGCCACAUUGUGAAGACUGCACCUUCUGGGUAUUAUUAUCAGGGUGUGUGGCGAGCGCUAGAGGGUACCACAGUUCGCCAGUUCAACACCACAAUGAUGAGACAGUGUCUGAAAGGCAAGGUGGUCCACUUGUUUGGAGACUCCACCAUCAGGCAGUGGUUUGAAUACCUGAACUCAAUAUUACCAGAUCUCAAGGAGUUUAAUCUGCACAGUCCGAAGCAAACAGGACCUUUCAUGGCCUUGGACUAUGCAAACAACAUUUUAGUGACAUAUCGCUGCCACGGACCCCCCAUCCGUUUUGGCAACGUCCCAGUCAGUCAACUGCGUUACAUUGCCAAUGAAAUAGAACAUGUGACUGGAGGCACCAACACUGUUGUAGUUAUUGGCAUCUGGUCGCACUUCAGCACUUUCCCUGUCGAGGUCUACAUCCAGCGGUUGCAGGGUAUCCGGAAGGCCGUGGUACGGCUGCUGAACAGGGCUCCAGGUACCAAGGUCAUCAUCCGGACUGCAAACCCCAAAGCUCUGACGCUCUACGAGACAUUGACCAACAGCGACUGGUACUCAAUACAGCGGGACAAGGUUCUGAGGGCUAUGUUUAAAGGAGUGAAAGUCCAUAUGGUGGAUGCAUGGGAGAUGGUCCUGGCCCACCAUCUGCCACACAACCUCCACCCACAACCGCCUAUUGUCAAGAACAUGAUUGAUGUUCUCCUAUCUUACACAUGUCCUUCAAAAGGGAAUUUUAAAUGACCAAAAGAGAAUCAGAAAAGUACUUUUAAGAUGGGCUGUGCUAGGUAUAGUUGUCUACUAUUACAUAUUUCUGGCAAGUGUUUGACA
This is a messenger RNA of Cololabis saira (Pacific saury), 1854 nucleotides long. RefSeq names its product NXPE family member 3-like. The record is from RefSeq and is a predicted model, not a curated record. Bases 76 to 1767 code for a protein of 563 amino acids. The transcript is spliced from 7 exons. NCBI's taxonomy places the organism in Eukaryota, Metazoa, Chordata, Actinopteri, Beloniformes, Belonidae.